Neohortaea acidophila is the source of this 438-nucleotide messenger RNA. RefSeq names its product Endoribonuclease L-PSP/chorismate mutase-like protein. The record is from RefSeq and is a predicted model, not a curated record. NCBI's taxonomy places the organism in Eukaryota, Fungi, Ascomycota, Dothideomycetes, Mycosphaerellales, Teratosphaeriaceae. Bases 1 to 438 code for a protein of 145 amino acids. Gene Ontology annotation, molecular function: deaminase activity. The transcript has a single exon. Gene Ontology annotation, cellular component: cytosol.
AUGGCAUUAUCAUUCCACGUCUACCCGGGCCUCGGCGAGACGAACUCCAACGUCUUCAACUAUUCGCAAUCCGUACGCAUGGGCUCGACCAUCAGGACAGCAGGACAAGGAGGCUUCACAGACAAGGGCGAGCUCGUGGAGCCCAUGCGAGAGCAGCUGGUGCAGGCGUGCAAGAACGUCGAGAAGGCAUUGAAAGAUGCCGGCGGCCAGGGGUGGAGCCAAGUGGUCUCCGUGCGGUCAUAUCAUAUCGAUCUAGACGCUUCCUUCGAGUGCAUGGUGGAGAUGUUCAAAGAGUUCAUGCCGAAUCACAGACCAGUUUGGGUGGCUGUAGGUGUUGCGAAGCUGGGCGAGGGCAUGCAUGUUGAGAUUGAGGCCGAGGCGUUUGAUGACCAUUCUGCGUGGUCUGGUGUCAACGGGGCUAACGGUGUUAAGAAUUGA